AUGCUGUUGAUUUCAGAACAAGGUGGAAGGGGUGGGUUAGGAAUGAUUCAUUCUAUUGCUAUUCUGUGGGCAAUAUGGUGGCAGUGCAAUAUUAAGGUGUUUAAACAUAAGCAAUUGGCAAUAGAUCAAACUUUAUACUUGGUUACUGAACUUAUAUUGCAAUGGAACAAUGGAAGUGCAACACUCUUUACCUGUGUGGUGGAUGGAGCAUGGAAGCAGAGCACCGAAGUAGCUGGCCUGGCAUGGGUCUCUGCUUGGAUGAAGCUCAAGUGCAGGUGUCGCAACAAAGUGCUUUCUAUUUGGUUGUCUUCUCCUCUAUUAGCAGAAGCUAGAGCUCUUUUGGAAGCUAUCAAAUGGGUUGUCAAGAUGAAGAUUUGUUGCCUCUCUAUAUUUACAGAUUGUAAGAUUUUAGUCGAUAGUUUUGAGCAACAAAGCGAUCCGGAUUGGGAGGUUGCUUUGGUUGUCCAGGAUGUAUUGGCUAUAAGUAAACAAUUUCAAUUUCUCUCUGUAACUAAACAGGUUUCUGGUGGAGCCAGUGCAUAA
Camellia sinensis is the source of this 543-nucleotide messenger RNA. RefSeq lists its product as uncharacterized. Gene Ontology annotation, molecular function: nucleic acid binding; RNA-DNA hybrid ribonuclease activity. The record is from RefSeq and is a predicted model, not a curated record. Lineage: Eukaryota; Viridiplantae; Streptophyta; Magnoliopsida; Ericales; Theaceae.